UGGCAGAAGGCCAGGCUUUGGCGGGAUCAGGUUAGGGCAGGUUUGGUUUCUUUAAAAUGCAAAGUUGGGGGCCAAUGGGGCUUGCAUAUAAAUCCCCACUCGGGGCACCUGGCUCUUUGUUUUCCUUCCUGAGUCUCUCUCUGCUACCUGGUCCGCCCCAGAUCCAAGAUGUCCAGUCCCCUGGAGCAGGCUCUGGCCGUCAUGGUCGCCACCUUCCACAAGUACUCCGGCCAAGAGGGUGACAAGUUCAAGCUGAGUAAGGCGGAGAUGAAGGAACUCCUGCACAAGGAGCUGCCCAGCUUUGUGGGGGAGAAGGUGGAUGAGGAGGGCCUGAAGAAGCUGAUGGGUGAUCUGGAUGAGAACAGCGACCAGCAGGUGGACUUCCAGGAGUACGCUGUCUUCCUGGCCCUCGUCACCAUCAUGUGCAAUGACUUCUUCCAGGGCUCCUCAGCACGGUCCUGAUACAGAGCUUGUGGCUCCCCGCCGUAGGUCUCUUGGGCCCAGGAGGACUCUCUAUCUAUUUUAGUUUUAUACUCAAUAAACGUUUUUGCUUGUUGACAAUAUUUUAAUUGCUCAGUGAUGACCUGUCACCUGGCUGGCUCAGUUAAAGACUCAAA
Hippopotamus amphibius kiboko is the source of this 617-nucleotide messenger RNA. It is a transcript of the gene S100A2, whose product is annotated as S100 calcium binding protein A2. Gene Ontology annotation, biological process: endothelial cell migration. The transcript is spliced from 3 exons. Gene Ontology annotation, cellular component: cytoplasm. Lineage: Eukaryota; Metazoa; Chordata; Mammalia; Artiodactyla; Hippopotamidae. Bases 169 to 462 code for a protein of 97 amino acids. Gene Ontology annotation, molecular function: calcium ion binding; transition metal ion binding. The record is from RefSeq and is a predicted model, not a curated record.